This is a messenger RNA of Drosophila biarmipes, 1606 nucleotides long. RefSeq names its product Bardet-Biedl syndrome 5 protein homolog (gene BBS5). The record is from RefSeq and is a predicted model, not a curated record. Gene Ontology annotation, molecular function: phosphatidylinositol-3-phosphate binding. Gene Ontology annotation, biological process: cilium assembly; intracellular transport. Gene Ontology annotation, cellular component: ciliary basal body; BBSome. Lineage: Eukaryota; Metazoa; Arthropoda; Insecta; Diptera; Drosophilidae.
AAAAUUUAACUUUAUUGUCAAAUCAAAGACCCAAAACAAAUGUUUUUCGAGCGGAAACAUGUUCAAACGAUAUAUUUAAACUUUACGAAAACCUUAGAAGUUUAAUUCUUCCUUUGUACAAAUAUAUGUCUGCGAAAGGCGAAGCACGAAGCAAACGUUUACAGAGGUUAAGGUUGCCAGGCAACCGUUCGAUUUGCAGUAAAAGACCCCUGAACCACAACUUAAUAAUUUUAUUGGCUGGAAAAAUGUUGAAGUCACUGGCUCCAAUUGAAGGAAACCAACAGCCUCAGCUGCAGCUGCUCUGGGAAGACAAGGAGGUCAAAUUCGAUGUGCCGCAAUUGCACAAAAACCUACGGAGCGGGGAGCAAGUACUGGAUUACAUUUACCACAUCGAAGACAGCAAGGGAAAUCCGGGGGACACUGGCCGUCUAAUGGUCACCAAUCUUCGCAUAAUUUGGCACUCGCUGGUCCACAAGAAGUACAACCUGUCCAUUGGUUACGCCCGGAUUGGUAACACUAACACUCGAAUAGUGCACAUGCACACGAAGGCAAGGAUUGCCAGUCAGGCCCUCUACAUCCUGGCCAUUAGCAAUGAGACUCGCUUCGAAUUCCUUUUUACCGACGUGUCCGGGGAAACGUCUCGACGGGAUCAGCCCAUCUUCGCCAGUGUCUUUGACGUGUAUCACUUAUAUCAACGUACUUAUCUCUACCGCGACCUAAAGCUGCGCGGAGCCAUUGUUCAAGCUGGUCAAUUGGUCAUUCUACCAGAUGAGCAAGUCUACAGCCAGGUACAGGGUGUCUGGAAUUUGUCGAGCGACCAGGGAAACCUCGGCAGCUUCGUGGUCUCUAACAUUCGGUUGGUGUGGUUUGCCGAUGCCAACGAAACCUUCAACAUAAGUUUGCCGUACCUACAAAUUGAAAGUCUUCGCAUCCGUGAGUCCAAGUAUGGACCUGCCUUGGUGAUUCAAACAGCAGAAACGGGAGGUGGAUAUGUACUAGGCUUUCGCAUCGAUCCCUCCGAACGUCUAAACGAGCUGUUUAAAGAGCUUUGCUCGCUGCACUCUAUCUAUGGCGAACAGCCCAACUUUGGUAUACAGUAUAACGUUCAGGAAGCCCGGGAGCGAUUGGCAGCAGCCGCCGAGGAAGCGGCCCAGUCCUCUCAGUUUAAGGUUGAUAACUUCGAGGAGUUGGACGAGCGGCAGGAGCGGGAGAUCAACACAAAACUGAAUAGCUACCUCGCCGAAGGAUGUUCGGGAAAGGACCCACGUAGAUCAAGCCAGGGAGAAAAAGACCCUGUCUACUGUAAGGAGCUGGGAUUCGCCAUGGAGCAAAUUAGAGACGGGUACAAGUUAAAGGAUCUGUGGGACGUCAUGCCUACCAAAAUGGAAACGAUGGAAUGAAUUUAUUGAAGAAUGUUUAAUUGAUUUCGCUAUUAAAGUGUUUAUUUUAAAAUUAUUUAGUUGUCCGUACAACUUACAGAAAUUCGUUUGUAAAUAUAUGUCCACCUACAUUUUAUCUACAUUGAAGAAUCUCAAGUCCAAGUCAAGGCGAAGAAACAACGAUGUUAGCAUUGGCAAUAUCAUACUCAAAUGUCGAUUUUCAUGGC